AUGAAGAAACUGGCGAGUGCACGCAUUUAUUUUGAUCCUGGGGAUAGGAAAGCGCUCAACACCAUUCAACUGCUAGCAUUUUGGGACUCGAUGCGAAAGUGGUUUGCAGAAAAAGGAUAUCACCUUUACGAGUUUGAUAUCACGGACGAGCCGGGGUACCUGCCAUCUGAGAGGUCGACUAUCCCGUACAAUCCUCACCCGAAAUUGAAUGUGCAGAAACGGAUAUUUGAAGCGGAGGAUCCGUUCCCCUAUGCGUAUGUUGGAGGGGACUACAGGCAGCUCGAAGACAACCUGUAUGAAGUUCACCAUAUAUCAAAUGGCCGUGUAGUGUUUGCGCAGGACGCAGCGGGACGACAUGUAGUGAUCAAAAUUGUUAAAGGAGGUUCAGACGAAGAUAAAAUUCUCCAUUUGCUUGCGAAGCAACCUGAACUUAUGAACCGGGAGACGUUCCCUUCUGUAAUUCCCGUUCUUGAUCUUUUGCCUUGUGAAGACCACUGGUUCACAGUCAUGCCAAGAUGGGAUUCCAAUUGUUUCGUGCCAUCCUUCCCAACACCUGAAAUCUGUGUUCAACAGAUGGUGUCUUUGCUGAAGGGACUCGCAUUUCUUCAUAGUCAUAGAAUUUUUCAUCGAGACUUGUGCGACCGAAACUUGUUGAUCAACCACUUCUCCAAUGCGACUGUUGUCAAUAUGACAAACAAUCCUUUCAGACGGGACUUGCUCAGGCGAGGUGCGUUGACCUGUGUGUUAUCGGACUUUGACCACUCCAUCUUGCUGGACGAAGAAACGUACGGUCCGAAUCCUCGACUCGGUAUUCUAGAGGCACAUGUAACUUCAGAUGACCCACCUUAUGAGACUCUCCACGGGCACGUCGAUUACGACCCGUUCAAAUACGACGUUGCUCUUCUUGGGAUUUUGUUCAACGACAGGUUCCAGAAUAUAAUUAAAUAUGUGCCUCUUCUUGCACCCCUCAUCGAGCGCAUGGUGACUUCCAAGCUGGAUAAAAGGUUUACUGCAAAGGAAGCCCUUGCAUUUGCGGAAGGCAUUCUUCCUACUCUGACGGACUUGCAGGCUCCUCCGCUUCCCGUCCGCCCUCAAAUCUUUCGAGCCUACUACAGAGCUGACUUGUGGAAAGAUCUCUCAGAAGAAUUUGUGGCGAAAUGGGCAGAUUAUCGCGAGGAUCGAUCGACGCUUUCUUUCCGUUUUCUUCUCUGGCUGAACGAUCGUGUUCCAUAUGGGACCUUUGGUCUUUACCUCUGUAGACUGGGUGUGAGAGCUGUUAUGUUUGUUCCUAGAUUAAUCUUCCGACCAUUUGUUACAUUUUCGCGCUUUCUUGUACAUCGAUUCAACCGUCAGUUGUAA
Psilocybe cubensis is the source of this 1359-nucleotide messenger RNA. RefSeq lists its product as uncharacterized. NCBI's taxonomy places the organism in Eukaryota, Fungi, Basidiomycota, Agaricomycetes, Agaricales, Agrocybaceae. The transcript has 7 exons. Gene Ontology annotation, molecular function: ATP binding; protein kinase activity. The record is from RefSeq and is a predicted model, not a curated record. Gene Ontology annotation, biological process: protein phosphorylation. The coding region runs from base 1 to 1359 and encodes 452 amino acids.